GCUGCAGAUCGCCUUGCAUCUCAAUGUGCCUCCGGCAAGGUGUCGGGAUCUCAACUGUCGGAGAUGCUUUGCGACAGAGUCCGACGUCUCUACUUGGGCCUCGAUGGCGGGGCGUCAGCGGAUGAGGGGCUCCUUAGGCUCCUCCAGCUUGCGGAUGCCAUGAAGACGCAGGGCAGCCCGAUGAUGAUCGAGGCCGUGAAGCAGGUCAAGGACAGUGUCAGCGAGGAGUUCUUGUCUCUGAAAUCCAACGUGAAAUGCCAGGCCGUGGCCACCCCGCUGCUCGUGCGGCUGGGUCUUGGGGGCCCGGCUGACUUGCCCGACCUCCUCGGUGAGGCCCCAAGCAGUGCCGGAGGUGCUGCAGCUGGC
Messenger RNA from Symbiodinium necroappetens, 366 nucleotides. The record is from the annotation of a GenBank genome assembly. Lineage: Eukaryota; Dinophyceae; Suessiales; Symbiodiniaceae.